Harpegnathos saltator (Jerdon's jumping ant) is the source of this 894-nucleotide messenger RNA. RefSeq lists its product as uncharacterized. The record is from RefSeq and is a predicted model, not a curated record. Gene Ontology annotation, biological process: homologous chromosome pairing at meiosis; reciprocal meiotic recombination; protein sumoylation. Gene Ontology annotation, cellular component: synaptonemal complex. Gene Ontology annotation, molecular function: SUMO transferase activity. The coding region runs from base 73 to 762 and encodes 229 amino acids. Lineage: Eukaryota; Metazoa; Arthropoda; Insecta; Hymenoptera; Formicidae. The transcript is spliced from 4 exons.
UCGCGGGAAAAAAAAUGUUGAUCUCUCGAGUCACACGUCUCGUACUUUUCCAGUUGCGAUACUUUUUCACACAUGGAUACGUUAAUAUGCAAUAAAUGCUUCGCCCCGAUGUACAGAGGGAAACAGCCGUAUAAUAUAACGCAAUGCGGACAUAUUUACUGCCAGGAUUGCUUGCAACAAGCCAAGAAGCAGUGCACGCAAUGCGGGUACAUCGGCUUCAUAUCCGUGACACUGAAAGAGCCAUUGAAGGAUCCCAACGUGCGCCAAUUAUUCGUGCCAUUCGCCGAAACUCUCGAGAUCCUGUUAAAAGUCAACGAGUUUCGAAACCGACAGAUGAAAAUAACUAUGCAGCGCUUUCUCGAACUUGAGAAAAAGUACGACAUACUGAAGGAUCAUUAUUUGACCGUGCAACAUGUCAUGAAAAAACUCACCGACAAGUACUUGAACUUAAAAAUCGAGAUGGAUAAAUUCGACAAGAAGCUAUUGUUCUCCGACGUACAACGGGAGACCUCGCGACACAUGCCGAGUACAAUAAAAACACCGAAAAAUUCUAAUAUUUUUAUUCAUUCGAGCUCAGGAUAUUCCACAGAAUCGAUGAAAUCCGUCGAAGUAAUACCUACGCACUUAGCGAACAUCAAGAGACAGUAUAAAACCGCUGACGGUUUUCGAAUACCUACUGCAACCGCACCUAAACGCAAAAAUAUGAUGCCCAUGAAUUCCUGCGAUAUAGACACGAACCCAAAUAACUGUUUUAUAAAAUAAAAAUUCUCUCUCCUUCGUUUCUCACUUAUUAACAAUUGUAUAUCCACAUAAUACUAGAUUCCUUCGUUACUUCGCGUAAUUUAAAAAUUAUAUACGAACUUAUAUCUAUGUAUGAGUUUAUUUUCUUUUUUU